Messenger RNA from Fomitiporia mediterranea MF3/22, 4553 nucleotides. RefSeq names its product multidrug resistance-associated ABC transporter. Gene Ontology annotation, molecular function: ABC-type transporter activity; ATP hydrolysis activity; ATP binding. Gene Ontology annotation, cellular component: membrane. Gene Ontology annotation, biological process: transmembrane transport. The coding region runs from base 88 to 4488 and encodes 1466 amino acids. NCBI's taxonomy places the organism in Eukaryota, Fungi, Basidiomycota, Agaricomycetes, Hymenochaetales, Hymenochaetaceae. The record is from RefSeq and is a predicted model, not a curated record. The transcript is spliced from 36 exons.
CUAAACAUACUGUCUUGCUUCCUGUGGUGCUCCUCGGGCAUUGCUCCUAUGCUAUAACGUGCUUUGCUCUAAAGCUAGACAGCUUAAAUGCUUAUUUCCAAUCCGCGCAAUUGGUUCAAGCGCGAACCUGCGUCACCAGCUUUUGGAAAGGACAAAAUAGUUCCACAGAGCGAAGCAUCAUUUCUGUCUCGAUUAACUUUCGAAUGGCUUGCUCCGUUCCUCUAUGUAGGCGCAAGUAGACCACUUGAAAAGGAUGAUUUAUGGAGUCUUCCACCAAACCGCCGCACCGAUGCCCUUACGAAUUUAGUCGAGAGCCAUUUUUAUGUCCGCGUUCCGCCUGACAAGCAGCCAGCACAUUUCCAGGAUAUAGCAGGACCAAGUGCGAAGGAGAAGAACGUCGGCGACUACGCAAGCACGGGGGAAAGGGACAUUGAGAAAGCGGCGAAUGACGGUGGAAUAACACCGUCCGACUCGCUGUCUGAGGCCAAGGUGAAGAAGCAAGCGAAACCCAAGCUGUCUUUCUUUAGGCAUAAGCCCGCGCAAGAGCAAACGAAGAAUACCAGCGCAGAAGGUCCAACAAAGUAUCCCAAACAUCCUCUCCUUUCUGCGAUCCAUGCUGCGUUCUUCUGGCGCUGGUGGACUGCUGGAUUGUUGAAGCUCUUCUCUGAUACUCUGAAGACCACGACCCCACUCGUCACGAAGCUCCUUCUUGCUUGGCUUACGGAAGCCUUCAUCUUCGCGAAGUCCGGAGGCCUAACGCAACGACCUCGAAAUGUUGGAUAUGGCAUCGGCCUAGGAAUAGCUAUUUUUGUUAUGCAAGAGUCUGCAUCGCUUAUGAAUAACCACUAUACAAUGACGACCAUGACGAAUGGACUACUCAUCCGAUCUGCGCUCAUUGGUGCAAUCUUUCGCAAAUCCCUACGUCUGUCCGGACGCGCUCGAGCAAAGCACAGUGUUGGCCAGAUAACGACGAUGAUAUCCACUGAUGCAACGCGCCUUGAUCUUUCUGCUGCGACUUUUCAUAAUUUGUGGACCAGUCCAAUUCAGAUCAUUAUUGGUGUCGCACUCUUGAUAAACAACCUUGGAUAUUCUGCACUUGUUGGGCUUGGCGUUCUGAUCAUCGGAUUCCCCAUUCAAUUUGCUCUCGUGCGGGUCAUGUUCAGGUCUCGUCGUUCUGGCGUGCAGAUUACUGAUCGUCGAGUGAGGUUGACGUCAGAGGUAUUACAAGGGAUACGUUUAAUUAAGCUCUAUGCCUGGGAGGCAUUCUACGCACACCAAAUUGGCGGACUGAGAGAGAAGGAAAUCGUUAAGAUCAGACGCAUUGCAAUCGCACGGGCGGCUCUGAUUUCUGUCGUUACCGCUAUUCCAAUAUUAGCUGCAGUCCUCUCUUUCAUCACUUAUGCACUUAGCGGACAUGACCUUAAUCCUGCGAUCAUCUUUAGUUCUUUGCAGUUCUUCAACAUUAUUCGGGCACCAAUGUUCUUCUUCCCUAUGGUCCUCGGCAAUGUAUCAGAUGCCCUUGUCGCGCUCGGUCGUAUCGGCACGUUCUUACUCGCAGAAGAGCUCGAAGAACCAUACACUAUUAAUGACGCCCCUUCUAAUAAAUGCGCAAUUCGAGCCGAUGGUUCUUUCGCUUGGGAGACUGCUGGUAAGGUCGAUGCAGAUAAGUUUGGUAGGAAAGGAACGGGUGCUAGAGGUGGUGGGAAAGACAAACCGAAGAAGUCAAGUGAUUCUGGACAAGGGAAGAAUUCGAAUUCGACGACUAAUGGGAGACGUUGGUGGUCGAGAGGUAAAUUAGAGAAUACACCGCAAGUUCUACCUGCACCAGCAACGGCUGGGACAUCCGAUACUCGAGCCCAAUUCGAUGAGGAAAAUGCAGGUGCAAACAAUAAUGUCGUUACGCAAGAGAAAGAGAAAGAGAAGCCGUUCGAGCUGACGGAUCUUAAGCUGCAUAUUCCAAAGGGCCAGUUCGUUGCCAUUGUAGGACGUGUCGGGAGUGGGAAGAGUUCUCUCUUGCAAAGUCUCAUAGGAGAAAUGAGAAAAGUAAAUGGAGAGGUCGUCUUUGGAGGAAGUGUAGCAUACGUUCCUCAGACGGCGUGGAUUAUGAAUGCAACGUUGCGCGAAAAUGUUCUUUUUGGUAGGGAAGAAGAUGAGAUUAAAUUCCAAAAGAUCAUCCAGGCAUGUUCCUUGCAGCACGAUAUCGACAUGCUACCAAACGGUGUUGACACGGAAAUCGGGGAGAAAGGGAUUAAUCUUAGCGGUGGACAGAAGGCGAGAGUAUCCCUCGCUCGAGCAGCAUACUCCGACUCCGAUAUUAUACUGCUUGACGAUCCCCUGAGUGCAGUCGAUGCUCACGUCGGAAAGGCGAUCUUAGAUGACUGUCUUCUCAACGGCCCACUCGCGAAUAAGACGCGCGUUCUUGUGACGCAUGCUUUGCAUGUUCUAGCUAAGACUGACUACAUAUAUACGAUGGAGGGAGGUAAAAUCACAGAAGAGGGCACUUACCAGAGCCUCAUGAAAGAUGGCAAGGAAUUUGCAAGACUUCUUGAGGAAUUCGGUGCUAAUGAAGAGACGGAGUUGGUCGAUACAGACGAGGACGUGGACGUCAAAGGCGAUUCUUCCAUCAAGCCUAUCCAAAGUCCUGAUGAAAAGAAGCCGCAACAGCAGCUCAUGACAGAGGAAGAACGUAAUAUCGGAGCUGUCCCAUUGACCGUGUACAAGAAAUAUCUGAAGUAUGCAGGCGGAAUAAUUUGGGCACCGACCAUUAUUUUGCUGUUAGCGCUCACGCAAGGAGCCUCAGUGGGAAACAAUCUGUUCCUCGGAUUCUGGACUGCCAGUAGUAUCCCUAACUUCUCGGAGGGAGAUUAUAUGGGUGUUUACGCAGCAUUGGGUAUAGCCCAAGCGAUCUUUUCGUUUAUCACAAGCUUCACGUUCAGUUUGGUCGGCUUAUAUGCGAGUCUUCGCUUGUUCAAGGCUGCUUUGAUGGGUGUACUGCGAUCCCCGGUUUCAUUCUUUGAUACCACCCCAAUGGGUCGUAUAAUAUCCCGUCUGUCCAAGGACCAAGAUACUCUUGAUACCCAGUUAUCUAUGACUUUAUUCAUGUUAAUGUUGACAUUCAGCAACGUCUUUGGAACGGUGGCAUUGGUCUUCUAUACUUUCCCUUAUCUCGGAAUUAUAUUUGCCCCGUUGAGCGUACUAUACUACUUGGUUUCGAGCUUUUACAGGAAGAGCAGCGUAGAGACAAAGCGCCUCGAUUCACUGAUGCGUUCUGCUCUGUAUGCAUCAUACUCUGAGACGCUAACUGGACUGUCUACCGUAAGGGCGUACCGUGAACAGGAAAGAUUUGUCGAGUCAGCGGAGCACGGUCUUGAUCUUGAGAACCGGGCGUAUUAUAUGACUGUCUCCAUUCAACGUUGGCUGUCCGUCCGGUUGGAUUUAUUCGGGAACAUCCUUAUUCUCGGAAUAGCACUGUUCGCAGCGGGCUUCAGGAAUACUGUCAAUCCAUCGAAAAUCGGGGUCGUUCUUUCUUACUCCCUUAGCAGUACCCAGGUCUUCUCGGAUGGGGUUUCUCAGUUCGCACAAAAUGAACAAAACAUGAACGCCGUUGAACGCGUGCUCGUAUAUACUGAUCUCCCGCGCGAAGGUACUGCGACGAAGCCUGGCCAUGUUGCCCCUUCCUGGCCAGAGAAAGGUGAGGUGAAGUUCAAGAACGUGGGCCUUGCAUAUCGUGAGGGCCUGCCUCUGGUCUUGAAAGAUGUUAGCUUUGAAGUGAAGCCUGGAGAAAAGGUUGGUAUAGUCGGAAGAACUGGCGCAGGCAAAUCCUCGUUACUGCAGGCGCUCUUCAGGAUGGUCGAGCUUAGCGAUGGAGCCAUCGAAAUCGACAAUGUAAUCAUUCAAUCCGUCGACCUGGAUACUUUGCGCCAGAGCCUUGCACUAGUCCCGCAGGAUAGUACACUCUUCCUAGGAACGUUAAGGGAUAACCUUGAUCCUCAGAAUACUCGUACCGAUGCAGAAAUCAUUUCAGCGCUGAGACGAGCUUGGUUGAUACCGCCUGAAGGAACCCCGAUGGACGCAGCCGCUGAAAGAAAGUUCAGCUUGGACGCAGCGGUGAGCGAUGAAGGUUCAAAUUACAGUGCUGGAGAGAAGCAGCUACUUGCACUCAGCCGGGCACUUCUGAAGAACAGCCGUAUCAUUGUCCUUGAUGAAGCUACAAGCAGCGUUGAUGUCGAAACAGAUGCGAAGCUACAAAGGACGAUUCAGACGGAGUUUUCCACUUGCACGUUGCUCUGUAUCGCGCAUCGUCUCAAGACAAUUGUGUACUAUGACCGUGUACUUGUGAUGGAAGGAGGAAUGGUUGCUGAGUUUGAUACACCGCUUGCUCUUUUCGACAGGGAAAACUCGAUAUUCCGGUCACUCUGUGAUGAAGCGGGUUUGACUAGACAAGAUAUAAUAAAGAUACGUGAAGGUGCAGAUAUAGAUAGAUCGUAAUACAUAGAUACAUUCUGUUAGAUUUUCUCCUUGUUUACUUUAAUGGUUUGAGGGCCGGAAUCCCC